Molecule: messenger RNA, 3098 nt
Organism: Anolis carolinensis (green anole)
Lineage: Eukaryota; Metazoa; Chordata; Lepidosauria; Squamata; Anolidae
Product: cytochrome P450 2D27
Exons: 8
Biological process (GO): xenobiotic metabolic process; arachidonate metabolic process
Cellular component (GO): intracellular membrane-bounded organelle; cytoplasm
Molecular function (GO): heme binding; oxidoreductase activity, acting on paired donors, with incorporation or reduction of molecular oxygen, reduced flavin or flavoprotein as one donor, and incorporation of one atom of oxygen; iron ion binding
Source: RefSeq, a predicted model, not a curated record
CUUCAGGUCAGCAACACAGCCUUCAAGUCAUCAGUCCUGCCACUAUGCCACCAGGCUAAUUAUGUUAGACUAAUAUCCACAAGCUGGAAGUUUCCGUGAUGUAAAAUUUCCUGAACCCUAAACCCUUCAUGUUAUUAAUUGAACCAAUCAUAGGCUAUCAAUUAGCCACAAUUUCUAUAGAAGCCUGGAGGGCAGAGAUUAAAAUUUUAAGUCUUGGAGAAAAUAAUCUCUCUACGUUCUCCUGUCAAAAGGUAAUAAUGCUGGAAAUACUUUUGCUCACAUACACAUCCAUACCCCAUCUUUGCAGGAAUAGGUUGGAGGUGGGUUAGAUAUGAUUAACUAUUAUGCUGCUGCUUGAUUGAACCAUUAUGACAGGUGACCCCUCUAAGGAAACAGGGCUAAGAGGAAAGCCUUAGAUGUACUCUGAUAAGCAAAACAUCAUGAGAAUAUUCCACAACUGUUUAAAGGGAUAUAAUAUUUUUAUUCCACCCACCCUCCUCCAAAAAUAUACUAGCAGUUUAAACUGUACUCCUUCUACUAACUUCCUCAUCUGAGGCAUACUGAUGGAUAAGCAGUAAAUGAGACUUAUGCACUGGCAAAGUUAGCUUACCCAGAUUGUGUUGAAAUCUCAUAAUUGCGUGUUGUCCUCAUAUAAUCAUUCAUUAGUUGCAUUGUUAAAGCACCUCUGUUGAGCCAUCCUAUAAAUAGAGGGCCACUGCACCAAGAACUUUGAGCAUAAGAGAUAAGGGAAGAGUAUGAAAGCGUAGUAAAGGGUGGGACAAGUGCAAUCUGCCCCAUAAGGAUUGAUAAGGAAAGAUGUGGACUUCGGUGGUCACGAUCCCAACGUCUUUCUCUUGGCUGUGGAGCCAGGUUUGUUGGAACAACCUCACAAUGUUGUUCAUUUCUGUCAGUCUGCUUGCUCUUGCCCUGCUGUUGGAUUCUAUGAAGAGGAGGAAGAGAUGUCGUCGCUAUCCUCCAGGACCUACCCCUCUGCCUUUCAUUGGGAACUUGCUAGAGAUUGAAAGAAAAAAUCCACACAACAGCAUUCUACGUCUGGUGGAAAGAUACGGACCAGUCUUAUCACUUCAGGCUGAAUGGAAACCUGUUGUAAUAGUGAGUGGGUUCCAGACAAUAAGGGAGGCACUGGGACAAAAAGCUGAGAACUUCACUGAGCGAUUGUCAAUACCCUUGAUGUGCAUAAUAGGCCGUGGAAAGAACUGUGAAGGCAAGUCUUCCUUGUGCUGUGAUGGAAUCAACUAUAUAUGGUUCAGCAAAGUGAUUGACAAGUCCGUAGCUAAAAUUGGUCUUAGCAUAACAAUAUUUGUCAUGGAGCCAGAUCCCAGGGCUGAAUUUCCAAGCCCUGAAUCUGACUUCAUAUUAUGUCUUUUAGGAGUCCUUAUGGCCUCAGGUGAUAAUGGCUGGAAGGAGCAGAGAAGAUUCUGUGUCUCCAACCUGAAAAGCCUUGGAAUGGGGAAGAAAACACUUGAAAAGAGAGUGUGUGAAGAAGCUGGAUAUUUGUGUGCUGAGUUGAAAUCAAAAGAAGGUUUUCCUUUUGAUCCACAUGACUUCAUCUACACUGCAGUUGGCAAUAUUAUCUGUACAUUAGCAUUUGGUGAUCGCUUUGAAUACCACAGUAAAAACUUCCUGUCACUUCUGCAUUCAACUGAAGAAAUCAUGCAGGGAGCAACCAAUAGCUUGCCUCUGGUACUGUAUCUCACAAAUAUGAGCAUUAUGCAGCACUGCACCAUUUACAUUUUCAUUAUCUAUUUCUUUAAUGUCCUUCAGGCCGAAGGGAACACAGAGACCAGUUUCAAUGAAGAAAACCUCAUUCACGUUCUUUUUGACAUAUUUGUGGCAGGCGCUGAAACCACAUCUGCCACUCUCACCUGGGGGCUUCUUUUCAUGGUCCUUCAUCCUGAAGUUCAGAAAAGAGUCCAUGAAGAAGUUGAUACAGUGAUUGGUGGAGUGAAAUCAGUCACGAUGGAGGACUGGUCAAAUCUACCGUAUACUACCGCCGUGAUCCAUGAAAUUCAGCGUAAUGCUGAUAUUGUACCCGUUACAUUUCCUUAUGUGGCAUGCAAUGAUACUGAAGUUGGUGGGUUUGUCAUCCCUAAGGAGACAGCGGUCAUUUAUCAUUUGUCUUCUGCGUUGAAGGAUGAAACCAUGUGGGAGAAGCCACAUGAAUUUUAUCCCGAGCACUUCCUCGAUGCAAAUGGGCAGUUUGUCAAGCGAGAGGCCUUCAUCCCUUAUUCUUCAGGUCGCCAUGCUUGUUUUUGAGAACCUUUGGCUAAAAUGGAGCUCUUCAUCUUCUUCACUAGCCUUAUGCAACAUUUUACUUUUUAUAUUCCUGAAAAUGCCCCUAGACCCUCAGAGGAAAGGAUAUUUAGAAUAACAGUGUUCCCAUUACCAUUCCAGAUCUUAGCAUUUCCCAGAUAAUGAUCAAAAUCCUGUGAUGUUGCAUGUAUCACAAUAUUUUGGCACAUGGAAUUGCCCUACAGCUUCCCCAUCACCAGCCCCAAGAGUCACCCUGCCCUUCUGAUAGACCUUCCCCCAGCUAUUCGAUUAUUGGGAAAGAACGGAGAGGAUCUGAGAAGCAUUUCAUGAUGCUCCCAUCACUAAAUUCAAAGACAUCUUAUGCUAAGGUCGGCAGGGGUUUUGUGGACCUCUGAGCAGAUGAUGUCACCAGUCUGCAUCUAUGGGAACAGAGUAAGAUACUUCUCUGAUCAUCUCUAGUUUCUACCAGCAGUGGAUAAGGUUUGGUUUCAGAAUAACACAGUGAAUCCUGGGGAUACUUUAGUUGUUGUAGAGGGAGGAAGGGAAUAUCGGUGACCUCUACAUCGAUCAAAGAACUACAUACAAAAAUAUAACUGUAGUUAUUUAUCUGUUAAAGUUAACAAUAUUAAAGGGUAGUAAAAUAUGUGCAGUGGUUUUUCUAAUAAAUAACAUUAGAAAAUGUGUGCUUGGGCCAUGCUGGGCAUAUAAGGUAAGUCACACUCUUAGCCUCAGAGAAGCAUGCAGACAACCUCAUUUGGAAUACAUUCUUAAAUUAUUUCCUGGGGCAAAUUACACUUGUUUGACCGUGAGUCACACUCUCUCAG